Molecule: messenger RNA, 777 nt
Organism: Caenorhabditis remanei
Lineage: Eukaryota; Metazoa; Nematoda; Chromadorea; Rhabditida; Rhabditidae
Exons: 4
Coding region: 1-777 (258 amino acids)
Biological process (GO): sensory perception of chemical stimulus
Cellular component (GO): membrane
Source: RefSeq, a predicted model, not a curated record
AUGGUGAUCUCUUAUCACAAAGGAUGGAUAGUACUGGAAGGGAAUGCACCCAACAAAACUUUCUCGGAAUUCUACACUACUGAUGUAUCGGAAAUGCCAAAAGUGUCUUCAUUAUGGGACUAUCCAUUUUUAUUUAUUGGCAUGCUACUGAUAACUCACUAUUAUGCGUUUUCAGUUGUUUCAAUGACUGGGUUAAUUAUGGAGAGGUGUUGCGCAACGUAUUGGAUAAACGACUACGAAACAAAACGUCGACCUAGAAUCUCCAUUUCCAUAUUUCUCUUCCUUGAAAUCUUUACCAUUUUUGUCGUCUACAGAGGCAUUAAUUUGCUGUUUAAUGUCUACUACUGGAUAGUUUUCGGAAUAUUAGUUCUAACAUUCAAUUUUCUGCUAUUCGGAUACAUUUGGUACUGGAAUAUUCGAGUUCAUAAAAUCCUGGACACUAUUCAAGUGAUACCUGCAGAAUAUACAUUGCAGGCGAGGUUUCAGGCAAAGGAGAAUGCAAGGAGUUUGAAUCAUUGUUGUACGAGGGAGCACGGUUGCAUACCACCAACACUAGAUGGUAAAGGACCAGCAGCAAAGGGAUUAGCAUUUGCACCAUAUGGUGUGACACCUGUUGGGACAUUGGCACCCACUGCGAUACCCCUGCUAGCAGCUCCAAGUCCAGCGCCACCGAAUCCGGGAGCGCCGAAUCCCCCGGCGCCACCGUACAAAGCGGCUGCGGAAGUUAGAGCACCGAGACCUCCUGGCAUACCGCCCAUCAUUCCUGCGCCACCGUAA